Messenger RNA from Apis dorsata (giant honeybee), 776 nucleotides. RefSeq lists its product as uncharacterized. The transcript has 4 exons. NCBI's taxonomy places the organism in Eukaryota, Metazoa, Arthropoda, Insecta, Hymenoptera, Apidae. Bases 436 to 744 code for a protein of 102 amino acids. The record is from RefSeq and is a predicted model, not a curated record.
AAUAUUACUAAAAUAAAAAAUUAAAAGAUUAUUUUUAUAAACCUUUUUUCUAUUUUUUUGCCGAAAAAUUACUACAUAUUACACACAUAGAAUUUUUUUCCUGAAUAUAAGAAUAUAAGAAAUAAUAUAAGAGCAUCAAAAUAAUAAAAAUUUUAAAUUUAAAUCUAACAAUUAUUAUAUUAAUAAAUUAUUUAACAAUUACAGGUUUCCUUUUCACAUAAAACUAUGAUUUUACGCAGUCAAUAAAUUGUUAUGUCGUAAUUCGUACAUUUUAAAAACAAUCACAAUCUUUGUAAUGAAUCGAAACCCUUUCGUAAUCGAAAAGAAAUUCGUUGGCUUCACAACGAAUAUAAAAGAUGCCUGUGCUAGAACAAUGGCAGUGUUACGUUUCUUCUUAAUGACUUUUAAGCGAGAGAUUAAGAAUAAAUUUUUAGCAUGAUAUCGAAUCUCGUUUAUUUCAUUAUUUCAAUUAUAAUUUCGGUUCUUGCAAUGAGGACUUCUUCUGAAACAAUAGAAACAGGAGAAUUAAUAAAUAGUGUUCAAUCUCCCAUAAUUAUGGCACAAGAUUAUUCAAGCAUGAUUAAAUCAAUGCAGGAUAAUUCAUAUGAUAAUGAUGAUAGACCAUGUCAAAUAGAAUAUCAAAUUACUAAGAAAAGGGCAGGAAAAUGUAUAAAACUAAGUCAUGGAGUAACUGGUUGUGUUUCUGGUGAUUAUAUAAAUCCUUUUCAUCCUGAUUGCUUCUAAAUUCUUAUACAAAUAAUUUAAAAAAAAAAAAA